Molecule: messenger RNA, 906 nt
Organism: Cercospora beticola
Lineage: Eukaryota; Fungi; Ascomycota; Dothideomycetes; Mycosphaerellales; Mycosphaerellaceae
Source: RefSeq, a predicted model, not a curated record
AUGAAGUACAGCUACACCGCCGCUGCUUUGGCUGCUCUUGUCGCCACCGCCAAUGGCGCUGCUAUCGACGUGAGAGCUGAGGCCGCUCCUCAGUAUGUCUGGUCCCCAAAGGCCGCUGCCAAACGCGAUCCCGCAGAGGCCGCCCCUCAGUAUGUCUGGUCCCCAAAGGCGGCAGAAAAGCGCGCAGAGGCUGCUCCGCAAUACGUCUGGUCCCCGAAGGCCGCGGAGAAGCGUGAGGCCGAGGCCGAGGCGGCAGAGGCUGCUCCCCAGUAUGUCUGGUCACCAAAGGCUGCCGAGAAGCGCGCAGAGGCUGCUCCACAGUAUGUCUGGUCCCCCAAGGCUGCUGAGAAGCGUGCCGAAGCCGCUCCUCAGUACGUCUGGUCCCCAAAGGCCGCCGAGAAACGUGAGGCCGAGGCGGAAGCUGCAGAGGCUGCUCCUCAAUAUGUCUGGUCUCCAAAGGCUGCCGAGAAGCGCGCAGAGGCUGCCCCACAAUACGUCUGGUCUCCAAAGGCUGCCGAGAAGCGUGCAGAAGCCGCUCCUCAAUACGUCUGGUCUCCAAAGGCUGCUGAGAAGCGUGAGGCGGAAGCAGCAGAGGCCGCCCCCCAAUACGUCUGGUCUCCAAAGGCCGCCGAGAAGCGUGAAGCUGAAGCGGCGGAGGCGGCUCCUCAGUAUGUGUGGUCUCCAAAAGCUGCUGAGAAGCGUGCGGAAGCCGCUCCUCAGUAUGUGUGGUCUCCAAAGGCUGCCGAGAAGCGCGAGGCGGAGGCUGCUGAGGCAGCUCCUCAAUAUGUGUGGUCGCCAAAGGCUGCCGAGAAGCGCGAUGCAGAGGCUGCCGAGGCGGCUCCUCAAUACGUCUGGUCACCGAAAGCCGCUGAGAAGCGCGACGCCGCCGAGGCAGCUCCUCAAUAU